AUGUUUGAUGUGAGUUAUAUUGAUAGCAUCAGCAAUGCCUACUUCAACAAUGCGUCACAUGUCUGCAUUGAUGGAUAUCAGUAAGUCUGAGAGGGUAAAAAGUGUUUUAUACAAGCUAUAUAAGCAGUGUCGUGUUUUCCAAUUUCAGCGGUAAUGAUGGAACAGUGUGCCUCAGGAAAACGACUGGAAUUGGAGUUGGAUAUACAAUGUUGGCGACAAGCACAGUUCUUUUACUUUUAGUCAUCAUUUUUGCCUGUAAAAGUAAGUGCUGAUUUUUUAUUUUUGUAUAGAGAUUUGUCAGCAAACUAGAUCACAUUAUAUCUGUAGGGCAUCACGUAUUUUACCAUCUUCAACAUGCCAUGCUUUGCUAAGUGGGCGUUAUAGACAUGAAGCCCGAAAAAACGUUUUUUUCUGACCAUCUCUCCUCGUUUUCUAUGGUCUCGCGCAUACGUUAAAUAACUCGGUCAUUUGUGAUAGUUUUGAGCCAACUUUUUCAUGGACAGAUUAGUAACCAAUGUCAUACAUUCAUGAAGAUUUUCCUGAGGAUUGAAGCUUUGCAACUCUAGCAAUUCACACAUAAAUAUGAAGGCUUUUCUAUAAGUUUUGACUAGUCGAAACGUGCUUUACAGUGUCUUGAUCCGGUCUUUAUCUAAGCAUGGCUCAUUUUCAGAGCGCUGGUUCAACGUUCUCUUCAAAUCGCCGCCUCUCCAACACGAUGAAGCCAUGUUCUUAAUCGACGUCGAAGCCGAAGGCUUUCUGGAUCCCCAACACAAUUCAACCUCCCGGUUAUAA
This is a messenger RNA of Bursaphelenchus xylophilus (pine wood nematode), 792 nucleotides long. The record is from the annotation of a GenBank genome assembly. Lineage: Eukaryota; Metazoa; Nematoda; Chromadorea; Rhabditida; Aphelenchoididae.